AUGAUUGCUCGUUGUCGUGCAAAGUGUUGGAUCAUUCAGUUGAAGGAGGAAAAUCAGGAUCUGCAACUUUCUACUAAUCAAUGUGGAAUCAAAGGCCACAUAAUUGUCUAUCCUCAGCACCCAGAAGGGAUCGCAAACAUCUUACCUCUGUCAGUGGACGACAUCAUUAUGCUGAUUUGCAUCAUUUUUGUGGGCUCAUGUCCUCCAACUCGUGCAUGGCUUGAAGAGAAGGCCAAACCUUUGAUAGCUCGGAGAGAAAAAGUUCAUGCUGCAUUAGUUUGGCUGAAGGAACACAAUCAUCUGUAUAAAGAUAUCACCAUUGAUUUCGAUGUUUUGAAUUCUAUGGAAGAUAAAAUGUUGAUGCCCUUUCACAUUGAUCAUGUUCUUCCGAAUGAUGCAUGUGAUUUCUUGACAUUGAAGUAUGAUGCAACCAAGUCAGUGCAGUCAGAAGAUUCGUCCAAUCUGGAGGCUACUUUUGAGAAUGUUGUAGUCACUGAUGUUGACGGAAAUGCAUCUGCAAACGAAUUGCGUGCAGCAGCAGUCCAUCAUAUCAAGAACAAAGGAGGUGGAUAUGUCCAGGUCCCUCACAAUCCUCAACCUGUCAAUGAAUUCUUCAAUCUGAACCUCUUUCCAAUGAUUUAUCCUACUUUGUUUCCAUAUGGAUUGGGAGGAUUUGAAGACCAUCUACGUCCUGAACCUUUGUUGAUAAAGAGACAUGUCAAACACCUUUUUAACCUCGCAGAUUGUCGUUUUCAGGAACAUUACUCAUUUCUAUUCAUGGCAUUCAACAUUUUACAGCGACAGAAGAUUUUGUUACACACAUCUUUGAAAGUCAAUCGGGACUCCUUUCCGACUGUAGCUACCAAUCUCACUGCUAAAUGGGCUGUUCACUGUGUGACAGAGUGCGUAGCCUGA
Messenger RNA from Suillus discolor, 915 nucleotides. RefSeq lists its product as uncharacterized. Lineage: Eukaryota; Fungi; Basidiomycota; Agaricomycetes; Boletales; Suillaceae. The transcript is spliced from 2 exons. The coding region runs from base 1 to 915 and encodes 304 amino acids. The record is from RefSeq and is a predicted model, not a curated record.